This is a messenger RNA of Trichomycterus rosablanca, 3547 nucleotides long. RefSeq names its product neutral alpha-glucosidase AB-like. The transcript is spliced from 25 exons. Gene Ontology annotation, biological process: carbohydrate metabolic process; N-glycan processing. NCBI's taxonomy places the organism in Eukaryota, Metazoa, Chordata, Actinopteri, Siluriformes, Trichomycteridae. Gene Ontology annotation, cellular component: glucosidase II complex. Bases 12 to 2882 code for a protein of 956 amino acids. The record is from RefSeq and is a predicted model, not a curated record. Gene Ontology annotation, molecular function: glucan 1,3-alpha-glucosidase activity; carbohydrate binding.
AAGCAGCAACUAUGGCGCUCUACAUUGCCAGAAUGUGCCUGGUGUUUGUGGUGCUGCUGCUGCUUUGUGUUACUGAGGCCGUGGAUCGCAGCAACUUCAAAACAUGUGAACAGAGCUCCUUCUGCAAGCGUCAGAGGGAGCUGAAGCCGGGUCAGUCUCCCUACAGGGUUUUGCUAGAUACAUUAGAGCUCAGUGACUCCAGGAUGACCCUGCAGCUCAUUAAUGAUAAUAACAAGGUGCGUCUGCUGCUGGAGUUAUACAGGCUACAGGGCAACAUGACACGGGUUAAGAUUAAUGAGCUGAAACCCCUUAAACCUCGUUAUGAGGUUCGUGACGUCCUUAUUGCAGAUCCACCCACUGAACCCUUGUUGGUGGUAACUCAGGAUAAGAAUGGCCUGGUGCUCUCUCUGGGACAAGAUGAGCAGAGGCUUAUCGUCAGUGCCCGACCCUUCCGGCUCGACAUCUUGAAAGGCCCUCGGGUGCUGUUGUCUCUGAAUUCCCGUGGCCUGCUGGCCUUUGAGCAUCUACGUCCAUGCAAGGACACCAUCUCUCAUAAAAUAACUAGCACAUUCGGUGGCAUGUGGGAGUCCAUCAAGAGCCUUUUCUCCAGUAAACAUGAUGAUAACACAGAGGAGGUGGAAGAAACGGAGACCUCUAAAAAGGCAAGUGAUAAGGAAGACCAAACGGCAAAUGAAGAGGAAGACAAGCCUGGCAUGUGGGAUGAAACAUUUAAAAGUCACAGUGACUCAAAGCCCAAUGGACCAUCAUCCAUUAGUUUAGACUUCUCGUUUCCAGAUGUUGAGCAUGUGUAUGGCAUUCCAGAACAUGCAGACACCCUUCGACUCAAAAACACACAUGGUGGCGACCCGUAUCGACUGUAUAAUCUGGACGUCUUCCAGUACGAGUUGAACAACCCCAUGGCUCUGUACGGCUCCGUCCCAGUUCUUAUAUCACACAACGCCCAGCGGACCAUGGGUAUCUUCUGGCUCAAUGCAGCCGAGACCUGGGUGGAUGUUGGCUCCAGAACAGCGGGAGAGGGUUCGACCCCACAGACAGAUGUACGCUGGAUCUCUGAGACUGGCAUCAUCGAUGUCUUCAUCAUGCUUGGACCCAAACCUACUGAUGUAUUUACACAGUACGCAUCACUGACAGGCACCCAGGCCUUCCCUCCUCUCUCCACUCUCGGUUAUCACCAGUGCCGCUGGAACUACAACGAUCAGGAAGACGUUAAAACCGUAGAUCAGGGAUUCGACGAGCAUGACAUUCCCUACGACUUCAUCUGGCUGGACAUCGAGCACGCCGACGGCAAACGUUACUUUACCUGGGAUCCUCAGAAGUUCCCCCAGCCUAGAGAGAUGCUGCAGGGUCUCAUGGACAAGAGACGCAAGAUGGUUACCAUUGUCGACCCUCACAUUAAAGUGGACGCUGACUACAAGAUCCACAGUGAGAUUCGCUCCAAAGACCUUUAUGUCAAGAACAAAGAUGGAGCAGACUACGAAGGCUGGUGUUGGCCAGGGAGUUCUGGUUAUCCUGACUUUACCAACCCUGAGAUGAGAACCUGGUGGGCAAGCAGAUUUGCCUUCGACAAGUAUGAGGGCUCUAUGGAGAACCUGUAUACAUGGAAUGAUAUGAAUGAGCCUUCGGUGUUCAACGGACCUGAGGUCACGAUGCACAAAGAUGCUCAGCAUGGCAGCUGGGAGCACAGAGAUGUGCACAACCUGUAUGGCUUAUACGUGCAAAUGGCAACUGCUGAAGGUCUGAUUCAGCGCUCGGGUGGCACCGAAAGACCGUUCGUUCUUACCAGAGCUUUUUUUGCAGGCUCUCAGCGUUAUGGGGCCGUAUGGACGGGAGAUAAUGCUGCAGAAUGGGGCCACCUAAAGAUGUCGAUCCCCAUGUGUUUGAGCCUGGGACUUGUCGGCAUCUCCUUCUGCGGAGCUGACGUUGGCGGUUUCUUUAAGCACCCCAGCACCGAGUUGCUGGUGCGUUGGUACCAGGCCGGUGCGUACCAGUCUUUUUUCCGGGGACACGCCCACUUGGACACCCCACGGCGCGAGCCAUGGCUCUUCGGCCCAGAAAACACGGCUCUGAUCAGAGAGGCAAUACGCCAGCGAUACACCCUUCUGCCCUACUGGUAUCAGCUCUUGUACAGUGCUCACCGCACCGGCCAGCCUGUUAUGAGGCCUUUGUGGGUGGAGUAUCCUGAAGAUCCAGUCACGUUUGGAAUUGAGAAUGAAUACUUGAUUGGUAAAGAUCUUCUGGUCCAUCCUGUGACCGAUGAGGGCGCAAAGAGUGUCACGGCUUACCUGCCUGGAAAAGAUGAGGUUUGGUUUGAUGUUCAUACGUUCCAGAAACACGAGGGGGGUCAGAAUCUAUACAUUCCAGUUUCCAUGAGUUCAAUCCCAGUGUUCCAGCGAGGCGGCUCCAUCAUCACUAGGAAGGACCGUAUGAGGAGAUCGUCCUCCUGCAUGGAGAACGAUCCCUACACACUCUACGUGGCCCUAAGCCCUCAGGGUACUGCUGAAGGAGAGCUCUACAUCGAUGACUUCCACACCUUUAACUUUGAAAAGCAGAAGCAGUUCAUUCAUAUGCUACUGCAGUUCUCUGAUAACACACUGUCUUCCAGAAAUUUGGCUCUUGGCUCAAACUUCACCACGGAAGCCUGGAUAGAGAAAGUGAUUAUCAUGGGAGCCGUUCAGCCCAGCUCAGUCUUUUUGAAGACCACAGAUGGAGUCCGGGUUGCUGUGGAGUUUGACUUUGAUUCCGAUACAUCAGUAUUAACUUUACGGAAACCCGGGAUGAACGCAGGAGCCGAGUGGACGGUGUUUCUGCAGUACCAUCAGGAUACACCCAAGCACAAUUCACCAGAACAUCAAACACUGUAAUACACACACGAUCGUUUACCAGAAGUUACACUACAAAAGAAAAGGAACGGUCAGUGAAUUCUUUGAUGGAUUAGAACUUUUUAUGAUUAACCACUCUUUGACUGGCCUUUGUGCUUUUCAGCAUUUCAACUGGAUUCAAUUUUAUUGCUUUUUGUAAAAUCAAUCAAGUUCAAUAUUCCAAGGUACAAAAAUGACAAAUAAAAAAAAAAACAUUGCUAGCAUUGUUAAAUGUAAAUAAUUAAUGUAGGAUAACUGUAGGUUGAAGGAUUUAGAUGACAGAAAGAAUGAAUCUGUGUUAAAACUGAGCCAUACAAUCAUCCAUAAUGUUCAACAUGUUUAGUAGCAGCACUUGAAACUUGAAUUAAUUUGAAUGAAAUACAAAUCAUAUUUUUUAGUAGGAAAUGUUUAUUAAACGUUCUGUUUUUUUCUGUUUGUCUUUACCGACUGAUUGUUUUCACCAUUUUAUCUAAGUGUGCAUAGAUGAACAACUGCAGGUUAUAAACACACUUUCCACCAUCGCAAGGCUCGACUGUCGAGUUCAACAGAGACAAUUAGCCAUCCAAAGUUAUGACUUUGUGAAGUCUGGGUCACUGAAGUCACUAAGCUCUCCAUUCAUGGUUGUAGGAUUUAUGCACUUGUAAGCAAUAAAAUAACUGAGUUUAGUA